Messenger RNA from Fusarium redolens, 1410 nucleotides. RefSeq names its product fungal-specific transcription factor domain-containing protein. NCBI's taxonomy places the organism in Eukaryota, Fungi, Ascomycota, Sordariomycetes, Hypocreales, Nectriaceae. Gene Ontology annotation, molecular function: transcription cis-regulatory region binding; DNA-binding transcription factor activity. Gene Ontology annotation, biological process: positive regulation of transcription by RNA polymerase II. Gene Ontology annotation, cellular component: nucleus. The record is from RefSeq and is a predicted model, not a curated record. The annotation marks the transcript as partial. The transcript has 2 exons.
UUACCAUCUUCUCCAUCUGACACUGACAAUGCCCUUAUACUGUACUCUCCGCAGGAGGAGUCGUUCAAGCUUUUAACACACUACUUCUCAUCGGCAUGUCAAGUACUGUCAUCUUUUGACUCACCUAACAACCCUUAUCGGUCGGAUCUGCUGGGAUUGAUACGAAACUCCCCCAUUGUGUUCAAUAGCGCCUUGAGUGCAUCGGCGGCCCAUCUAAGCCAGCAAGAACAAGACACGUCUUCGACGCCGUUGAUCUUCCAGACGGAAGCUAUUUCACACAUAUCGAGAGAACUCGCCGAAAUACAUUCUACGCAAGACAGAUUGGCUCCUCAGAACCAGGGCUGCACGGGGCUUCUCCGCACCUCAACGACGCCAACGAUAAAAGAUGACUUGAUAUUGGGCAUCACUCUUGUUGGCAUGACCUCUAGCUGGCACGAUCCUUCUUCCCUCGGCCUGUGCCAUUUUCAUGGGGCUCGACAAGUAUUCCAUAUUUGGAUGGCUCAAUUUGACCUUGCCAACCUGCAGUCUCCCUCUUAUCGCAUUCAGCGCCUGAUAGCCUCAUCGAUGAUCUAUUGGGAAGUCAUGGCCUCCUGCUUGAUUGAUCAAGAGAUUGGCGCACUUUCAUACCUGGACGUAUUCUCCGCUCUACCACUUACUACCUUUUGCUAUCCGUGUCCAUGGACCGGAGUCGGCACGAAUAUAUUGAUCCAUCUCGCCAAAUGCAUCACCUUAGUACGGCAAAGACGACGUCUGAUUUUAUGCAACUCCCCAAUGGGGCGUAAUAUGGAUGUAUCAAGCCAUCAUCUCGAUUUACUCACCCAAGCUUUCUCUCUAAGUCUGGACAUAGACCAAUGCCAAAUACCAUCUCCCAUAAAGAUACAGGAUACUGGAGACUACAGGACUCCAGCAGAUCAUCUCUCUAAGAUAGCUCAGUGCUAUCAACUGGUUGCUCGUCUUGAGCUUGACCGGGCCUUCCCUGAACUCACACCAGACUUACAGAAUGAUCAGAACCAAGAUGGGUUACUGGCAUACCAUAUCUUGGAGCUUGCAGUGGAGGUAUUAGAAAUCAUGAACACUAUUCCGGAGGGUUCCCGAACCAUUGCCAUUCAGACCAUUAUACUUUUGGCAGCAGGAAGUGCACUUGGAUUCAGUUCAAGUGAAGACACCAAUUUCAAAAUGUCAGUUACAGGCUGGAGAAGAUUUGUACUUGAGAGACUAUACAAAUCGUUCAUGACUCUUAAACUUCAGACGAUUAACAGGGUAGCUAUUGUGCUUCAGGAGGUCUGGGCAAAGAUGGACUCAGCGGCCAUGGCGGUGCCUGAUUCUGCGUCCUACUAUAAAAGUCCAAUCUUGCGUGUUCACUGGAUUGAUGUUAUGACAGAAGCUGGACUGGAAACCAUUCUAGGAUAG